AUGGCAUUCCACAGAGGAUGGCGAUAUGUUGCGUUUAUUUCAGGAUUUGUUGGAGUUUUAGGUCUCACGUUAUAUCCAAUAGCCAUAAGUCCUAUGAUAGAUGCUUCUGAAUAUAGAAUUGUUUAUAAACCAUAUAACUCAUACUUUUUGCAGGAAAAAUUCAAAGGAGGCAAGGAAAAAUAUCAGACAGGAGGACAUACAACCUGGAAAUAUGAAGGUCUGGACAGACCCAUUUGGACGGAAGAAGCCAGAACGAGAUAG
Arctia plantaginis is the source of this 261-nucleotide messenger RNA. NCBI's taxonomy places the organism in Eukaryota, Metazoa, Arthropoda, Insecta, Lepidoptera, Erebidae. The record is from the annotation of a GenBank genome assembly.